AGCUGGAUGGAAAAACUAAAAGACAAGGCUGGCUACAUGUCUGGGAUGCUGGUGCCCAUAGGGGUGGGGAUAGCGGGAGCCUUGUUCAUCUUGGGAGCACUCUACAGCAUUAAGGUGAUGAAUCGCCGAAGGAGAAAUGGCUUCAAAAGGCAUAAAAGAAAGCAGAGAGAGUUCAACAGCAUGCAAGAUCGAGUAAUGCUCUUAGCCGACAGCUCUGAAGAUGAAUUUUGAAUUGGACUGGGGUUUCAAUGGGAUAUGCAACAAUGUUAUUUCAUUUUUUAUUUUUUGAGAAAAAAAAAAGAAUGACAUCCUGCCACAUUGCUGCUAUCAGGUCCUUAGUCCUAGUUUCUACUAGGUAGUAGAUUUUUCUUGUACUGAGCAGAAAAGGCAUGCUGUAUACUAAAUGUAACAUACAAUGUUUGGUUUUAAUCUGUAGUGAAUUUUUCACAACAGUAAGCUACAACUCAUAAAUAUGCAGCAUAUAUGUUGUUCAGCAGGAGUUGCUAGGUUAGUUAGGUAGAGUAAAUAUUUUGUAUUUUUCCACAGUGUCUUUUCCUAGGUUUGGAUUACCUUCAUUAAAUAUAAUGAUUGUUGCUGCCAUGGCAUGCUUGACUUUGAAAUAGACAUUUAACAGAGUAACUUCUCAUGAUCACACUCUACCUGCUUGAAACCACAGGCUUGUGGGCCAUGGCACAUACCGCCCUUGCCUCAAAACUAGCAGCAGCUCGGGAUGAAAUCUUCUUUGUCAAGAAGAUCUCUCAGCACAUUUGGAUUAUGUGUGGAUUUGUAUGUAACUUGUAUAAUGUACUUCAGUCUCCUAGUUUUAUUAUUUUUUCACCUGUUUUAUUCUGUCUUGGCAAGGAAAAAAAUGCACUAGAAAUAAUACAUUAAAUUUACUCUCAAUCUUAA
This is a messenger RNA of Galeopterus variegatus (Sunda flying lemur), 909 nucleotides long. RefSeq lists its product as uncharacterized. The transcript is spliced from 3 exons. The record is from RefSeq and is a predicted model, not a curated record. The coding region runs from base 7 to 231 and encodes 74 amino acids. Lineage: Eukaryota; Metazoa; Chordata; Mammalia; Dermoptera; Cynocephalidae.